Molecule: messenger RNA, 1157 nt
Organism: Helianthus annuus (common sunflower)
Lineage: Eukaryota; Viridiplantae; Streptophyta; Magnoliopsida; Asterales; Asteraceae
Product: bidirectional sugar transporter SWEET12
Exons: 6
Coding region: 99-998 (299 amino acids)
Biological process (GO): carbohydrate transport
Cellular component (GO): membrane
Molecular function (GO): sugar transmembrane transporter activity
Source: RefSeq, a predicted model, not a curated record
UUUUGCACCACUCAUCAGAACUAAUAAGAGAGACAUAGAGAGCGAAGUAACAUUUCUUUAAAGAACACUCGAUUUGUAUUAGUAAUCAGUAAAGGAAAAUGACUGGGAACCUGGCUCACCUCACUCUGGCAUUUGGCCUUCUUGGCAAUAUUGUCUCAUUUAUGGUAUUUCUUGCACCAAUACCAACAUUUUAUAAAGUGUACAAAAAUAAAUCAACUGCAGGGUUUCAGUCAGCACCUUAUGUGGUGGGACUAUUCAGUGCCAUGCUUUGGAUAUAUUAUGCAUUGCUAAAGACCAAUGUUAUGCUUCUCAUUACCAUUAACUCAGUCGGUUGCUUCAUCGAAACCUUGUAUAUCUGUUUCUUUCUAUUCUAUGCACCAAAGAAAGCUAGGAUGGAGAGUUUGAAGCUAAUUGUAUUGCUAAUAGUCGUUGGCUUCGGAUUGAUUGUUGGCUUGACUCAGUUUUUUGCAAGUGGAGUUACUCGUGGCGUGAUAGUUGGAUGGAUAUGCCUUGUGUUCUCUUUAUGUGUUUUUGUAGCACCUUUGGGAGUUCUGCGACAAGUGAUUAAAACAAAAAGUGUAGAGUACAUGCCAAUUCUAUUAUCGGUAGCACUUACCCUCAGUGCAGUUAUGUGGUUCUUUUAUGGUCUUCUUCUUGGUGACUUCAAUAUUGCGAUUCCAAAUGUGCUUGGAUUUACCUUAAGUAUUAUUCAAAUGAUACUAUACUACAUGUACAAGAACAAGAGGCCCGUUUCCGAUGAAAAAAUGUCCGAGUUUGAAGCUAAAAAAUAUCCUGUUGGUGAAAUGGAGGAGAAAAAGAUCCAAGAAAUAGUUGACCACAAAACAAUAGAUGUUUUGAAGCUAACCGCUUUAAUUUCUUCUGAUAUUCUUCCGGUUGUGACGAAACUCAAAGAAAAUGGACAUGAAGCGGGUCAUGUAGCCGUUGAAACUCAAGCUCACCCAAAUGUGCCUAAUCACAUCGUUGAAGUCACCGCAUGAUGAGAUAUAUGUAUAUACCUUCUCAUUUUGAUUUAGAAAAAUCAAAUACGUAUGGGUGUUGAUCUUGCAUAUAUUUGUAUUUUUCUUCAAUGAAGUUAGUGAAUGUAAACCUGCCUGAGCUUACAAAAUUUAUGUCAUUAAUUAUCCUUCUUUUUUUUU